GCGUGGACUCUGCUUGGCAGUUCUGCUUCUUUUGUCCUGAUGAGCGCGGACGAGAGGAAUUCAUUGACAGAUAGGGAUCAGCCCUCCUGCGGGGAUUCCGAAUCUGACAGUCCCUCAGGCCCUAGUCUGGGGAGGAUGUGUCUGGGAGUGUGUGAAACAGGGCGGAGACAGAAUUUGUAUUGUUUAUAGGGAAAAAAUGUUUAUUUCUUUGUGGGAAUUCUUCUAUGGCCACUUCUUUCGAUUUUGGAUGAAAUGGCUGUUACGACAGAUGACUGGAAAGUGUGAAUUGCAGCGCAUUUUUGAUACCUAUGUAGGUGCACAAAGGACGCACAGAAUAGAAAAUUCCUUGACAUACUCCAAGAAUAAGGUUCUGCAGAAGGCAACACAUGCUGUUGAGAGUGAAGUGGACAAAUGUGUAGAAGAUAUAAUGAAGGAAAAGAAUAUUAACCCUGAGAAGGAUGUCAGUUUUAAAAUAUGCAUGAAGACGUGCUUACUUCAGAUCACUGGUUAUAAACAACUCUAUUUGGAUGUAGAAAGUGUGAGGAAAAGGCCAUAUGAUUCAGAUAAUGCGCAGCAUGAAAAGCUACUUCUCAAGCUUUGGAAUCUGCUGAUGCCCACGAAAAAGUUGAAGGCUAGAAUCUCCAAACAAUGGGCUGACAUUGGUUUCCAGGGUGAUGAUCCCAAAACAGACUUCAGAGGCAUGGGCAUCCUCGGAUUAAUCAAUCUUGUGUAUUUCAGUGAAAAUUACACCAGUGAAGCUCAUCAGAUUCUUUCCCGUUCAAAUCAUCCAAAAUUAGGGUAUUCUUAUGCAAUAGUUGGAAUCAACCUUACUGAGAUGGCUUAUAGCUUACUGAAGAGUGAAGCUUUGAAGUUUCAUCUCUAUAACUUUGUUCCUGGGAUACCCACAAUGGAGCACUUUCAUCAGUUUUAUUGCUAUCUUGUCUAUGAAUUUGACAAGUUUUGGUUUGAGGAAGAACCAGAAAGCAUUAUGUAUUUCAACCUGUAUAGAGAGAAGUUUCAUGAAAGGAUUAAAGGACUCUUAAUGGAUUGUAAUGUAGCACUUACUUUAAAAAUGUAAAUCAUCCAUAGUACCUUCUAUUUCUACCACAUUUUGCACACUAACAGAAUUUAUAUGUUGUAAUAGAAAUUAUCUGAUCAGCUACACUCUUAUAUAUAAUUUCCUACAAAAUACUUCAGAAAUUCUAUUUAAGAAAGCUAGUGGACAAUCAGUGUAUGUUUACAAUUGUUUAUACACUGUUCUCCAAAGGUACCUUAUCUUUCCAAAGAUCCCUUCUGUAGAAUCAUAUGAACUACAGUUUGGAGCUUGGGACCUAGCCCGUUGGUAUAAAAGUGUAAAUCAGGUAUUUAUAUUAAAUUGGUUGAUUAAAACAUGUACAAAUCAGUUUUUGUUUUUAUAUGUUGUGACUAUCAAGUUAGUAUUGUUUUUGAGGCUCUAAGAAUUUUUGUCUUUAAUUUGGAAAUGACUGUUUUAAUUUUUUUGUCUUAUUUUUAGUUCUGCAUUUAUUAACAGCAAGAGUAGUUCCUUAUGAUUUUCUUUGCAUCUCCAAAAUUUGUCCUAAUGUUGUUCCAUUAGUAGCAAUAAGAACAUAAAUAUGUCCGAGUAUGAAGAAUCAUGGCUUCCUUUUUGGUUUCUCUGAUUAUUGAGUACAACAGAGAAUAAGCAAUGACAGUAUUGGUGACUAGGUUUUUUUGUUUUUAAAUAACACUAUCUAAAAUAUCACAGUCUUAUUUUAAGGCUUAAAGCCAUUUUCUCAUCUUCAGUAUUUGCUUUUUAUCAAUUGUAGAAAAGAACCUUAGUGCUUGGGGGAGGGGCUUUUAUGAGUCUCCUCUACCUGUGUGUUUAUGAAAAGAGAUGAAUUUGCCCAAAAAAACUCAAUUGUAUUCAAAAGACAGUUUCAAUAAAGCUGUCUUUGAAACUUAAACAACUAAGUUUAAAGUUCUUAACAAUCUCAGUUAACGUCAUCAGUUUAUUUGACUUACUGUUAGCUCUUGCUUCUGUUUGCUCUGACUGCAUGGUGCUUUGAGAUGAUGAUGUGAACUUGGUUAAUAAUCUGUGCAACACUAAGUAACUUGAAGACAGUGACUGUGCAUUUUCUGUAGCUUUAUUCUCCUAAAAUCUCAGGAGGGCAGCAAAUGCUGCCAAGGUGAUACAGUGAUGAAAUUGUCCCAAGAGUGAUUUCUUCUUGGUGUGUUUUAGACAUUUAUGCUCAUAGCAAAACUAAGAGAGUUUAAGGCCAGGAAAGGUCAGCUGAUUACUGAAGUCCUCCUUAAAUCCUACAGCAACCAACCAGUUAAAGACAAAAAUUCAGUCUAAAGCAUGAUAUUUAGCACAUUCUUUUCAUGAGGUGUAUACUACGUGUUUCUUAAGGACUGGCUUGUAUGUGAUACAGCAGGACCUGAGACUUUUCAAGCAUUUGCUCGUGUUUGUUGACAAACCUCUCCCUUUAGAGUUGUCAAAGAGAAGAGUGGUACGAAAUAUCCAACUGGAAACUAACAGAUGCAGGGCAAAUUAUUGUUUUCGCAAUAAGAUAAAAUUAAAUAAAGAGUGUUUUAGCAUUUUUCAAUAUUACAGAAAUUUAAAAAUUGGUUUCUGGUAGGAGAUUUCUCAACCUUAGAAUUAUCUUCAUUUUAGUUUUUAAAAAUGUUUCAUGUUUUAUCAUCCAGCUAGGGUGUUAAUGCUGUAUAGCAAAAUCUUUGCAAGAAUCAAGUGUUAACCAUUAAUGUUCAUUAUAUUUAGGUGUUAACUAGUAUGUAGAAAGAAAUUCUGUUAGUGUUUUCACUUUUGUGCUAAAAUACUUAUGUUUGUAUUUUGGUCUUUCGACUGCUGGGAUCUUGAACUUUUGUCAGUAUACUUAGUAAAAAAAAUGCUUGAAGUAUGAAAAGGGAAAAUUUUAGAUAAUUUUUUCCCUUUCUAGGGAGAAAAUAAUUAACGAUAUUAAGAAAAUGUCAUUACAAAGUUUGUUCAAUGAUGUGUUCCUUAAAUCCACCUCUGUAGUUUGUAGAUGUUGUUGCUUUCACAUAAAAUAAUCAGUAACCAUUUCAGAUAGUUUUAUAGGAAAACUGAUGUAAAAACCACCAACAAAUGCUGGGGUUUCGUAGUUCAGAAGCCAAGUUAAAUGUCACCAACUGUAAACUAGAACGUUAACAGGAGCCUUCUGACUUACGUAUAAUGGUGACAUAUUAAAAGGAAAAUAUGUACUUAUGUCUGCUUUCUUAUUUUCCUUUACUUUGAACUAUGUGUAUGUUAGAAUUUUUUGUAGUCUUAAAAUCCAUAUUUAGAAGCUUGUUUCUAUAAUAAAAUGCCAAAGUAGUGUUAGAAUGUUAUGGCAUUGAAGUAGGAGGAAAAAUGUUAGUUUUAGGUUCAAAAAAGUGAAUCAACGUUGAAAUGAAUUUUGUGUGUGCCAGUGACAAGAGUAGUCUAAAAAUACAGCAGUUAGGGCUUAAAUAUGUUCUGAAAGACAAUCUUUAAAGAGAUGGGAGAAAUCGGGGUAUUGAUGAACUUGAACCAACUGGACUUUGUUCAUAAUUAUAUAUGGUAACAUAGUUUGAUACUAAAAUCAGUGUCUUACUGGCACCAUUGGCAGUUUAGAAAGCAGACCAUUUCCUUAAAAAUUCCCAUUUUGAUUUUUGUUCUAUUUUCAGAGCUACUUGGAUUUGUAUGUAUUUUUCUGUGUGGAAAUAUAUGUACUCUUCAUUCUAAUUCCAGUGUUCAUAAUUGUUCAUGCACUAUUUCUCCCCUUUGAGAACAGUCUGUGAAAUAGAACUUCAUUGAAGACCUGCCAGCAGGAAACACAUUUUAGGAGUGUGAAAAGUGGGUGCUCAUUGCUAGAACAGAGAAAAGUUACAGGGUCCUGUGGUACAACAGACAGGAGGUUUGGCUUGGUGGGCCAGGGUGUUUAUUGUCAUUCUUGAAAUAAUAAUGAGGGACCAGCUAUGUUCUCAAGACAGGUAUUCUACCCUGCUUCUCUGUGAACAAGUGUGGGGAGGUUAAAUUUCCACUGUUACAUUUAUGGGCCUCUCUGCACAAGAAAUGUUUUAAAUAAAGCUAAAUGAGAUUGUCAAAACCUGAGAGAAACCAUGAUGUAAGUUUCUUCUAAAAUAUCUUCUCUGUCUUCAGCUGUUGAUGAGAAAAAAUUUAAAUAUAAUACAGGUGAAAACUAAAUCUAAGUACUCUCUUAACUACUGUAGGAUGAUUCUGUGUUUCUGUUAAAGUAUUCAAAAACCUGGAGGCAGAAUUCCCUGAGGAAAAACUGUUGGAAACUUUAAAAAUAUGAUUUUUGUCUAUGGAGAAAGCAAUUGACUUCUUCAGUAAAAGCAAUAGCGUGAAAUGUAAUGUCAUUUUGUUUGGAAUGUUAGGUGAGCAAAUAAAAAACAUGUCGAAAUUUC
This is a messenger RNA of Oryctolagus cuniculus (rabbit), 4407 nucleotides long. Lineage: Eukaryota; Metazoa; Chordata; Mammalia; Lagomorpha; Leporidae. The record is from RefSeq and is a predicted model, not a curated record.